UGAGAUACAGUGUUUGGUUUGGUUUGACAAGUUUCCCAGCACGAUCAUGAAGACUGGACUGAGUAGUUAGGAACACUUCACUUAAAAGUUGGAAUUAACCAUCUAUCUGUUUCAUGCAGAUGUGGAAUCUGACUCUUUAUCAGAUGCAGGGACGUUAAUAACUACCGGUUUUUCCCUCUCAUUGAUCCGACAGCAAGUCAAGUUUACACUGAGGAGCAGAUACAAGAGUGAAGAUGAAUCGCCUAUCUUUUGACGAUCCCUCGUUGGAUAAUCUGGAUGCAACAUUAUCGCUCAAUGACCCCAGCGAUAUUGAUACAGCCCUUUUAAGCGACAUUGAUGACAUGCUCCAGCUUAUCAACAAUCAAGACAUGGAGUUUGGUGGACUGUUUGAUCCCAGUUCCUAUUCGGGGGGCCCUACCACCCAAGAGGUUCCUGCUUUGUCCCAACCCAUCGUCUUAGCUUCACCUCCAGCCGCAAAUACCACACCUACUUCUUCAUCUACUUCUUCAAUCCUAAGCAGUAACCCCCAUCUGGAUGCUCUCCUGGGCCCUCCCAUCACCCGUAGCUCCUCCACCCCAGACAAGGCCUUCCAGCCGCCCACCUUCCAGCAGUCUCCCCUGGCCCAAGUAGCCCCUAGUUCUACGCAGAAACCGCAGCCUUCCUCCCCACAGCAGGCUCAGAGUGUCAGACAGCCCCAGGUGGAACAGCCCCAACCCAUCGUCAGUACGGCUACCCCUACCCAAGCGUCCUCUCCUGGACCAAAUCCAGCAUUCAGCCCUCUGCCGCAGCAGCUGUUCAGCCCUCCUGGACCCCAGACCCCAGCUCAGCCCCAGACACAGCCUCAGUCACGGAACAACUUCAAGAGUCAAACUAUAUACACAGUUGGGAGUCCCAGUACUGUGAGCGCACCUGCCACCAGUUUGUCAUCCUCACCUCCGACUGUCCAGCCAGUUGCCAUUCAGGCUCAGCUUCAUGGGCUGACCACCGCCUCUCCUAUCCUGACCACCGCCUCUCCUAUCCUGACCACCGCCUCUCCUAUCCUGACCACCGCCUCUCCUAUCCUGACCACCGCCUCUCCUAUCCUGACCACAUCAACAAGCCCUCCAGUUCAAGCCAUCGCACCUCACGUACAGCAAGUUCCCGUGCUUUUGCAGCCCCAGUUCAUCAAGGCCGAGUCCCUCCUCCUCACAACUCUAAAGCCCGACCCGUGUAUGGUUACGACUAUGGCCUCUCCCACAUCCCUGGCCACCACGACCACCGCAGUACAGAGCACUUCACUGCAGGCCUUUAUGGGCGGGGGCACCAUCCUGACCACAGUACCAGUGAUGGUGGAUGCUGAUAAGUUGCCUAUCAACCGCAUCGCUAUCACUGGUAAGACCAUGGGGCAACCAUAUAAAGGAGAGAAGCGCACAGCUCACAACGCCAUCGAGAAGCGUUAUCGCUCUUCCAUCAAUGAUAAAAUUGUGGAGCUUAAAGACCUGGUGGCUGGCACCGAGGCCAAGCUCAACAAGUCUGCAGUGCUGAGAAAAGCAAUUGACUACAUCCGUUACCUGCAGCAAGCUAACCAGAAACUCAAACAAGAGAACGUGGCCCUUAAAAUGGCAGCUCAGAAAAACAAGACUCUCAAGGACCUGGUUGCCAUGGAGGUAGAUGGACCCACGGAGGUGAAGAAUGAACUGCCCACCCCCCCAGCCUCCGAUGUGGGCUCCCCGACCUCUUACUCACACUGUAGCAGCGACUCGGAGCCCGAUAGUCCAAUGGUGGAGGACAUGAAGCCAACUAUAGGCACGUCGGACGGAUCUGAAGCAGGUGGAAGUGCUGGCGGCAUGUUGGAUCGUUCCCGCAUGGCGUUGUGUGCCUUCACCUUCCUCUUCGUCUCCCUCAACCCUCUGGCUUCUCUGCUCUGCUCUGGUAGCGGCUCUGCAGGCGGGGCUGGAGACGUCCCCCGUCACGCAGGCAGGAACGUCCUGGGUGUGGAUGCAGAAGCUGAAUCGUGGGGCUGGAUGGACUGGAUGCUUCCAACUAUACUGGUGUGGCUGCUGAAUGGUGUUUUGGUAUCCGGGGUUCUGAUUCGACUGCUGGUCUAUGGAGAACCUGUAACCAGACCACACUCUGGAUCAUCUGUCUUGUUCUGGAGACACCGCAAACAGGCUGAUCUGGACCUUGCUAGAGGAGAUUUUGCUCAGGCCAUCCACAACCUACGGACUUGUCUGAAGGCUCUCGGCCGUCCUUUGCCAACCUCCCAGUUGGACCUAGCCUGUGCAGCACUCUGGUGUUUUGUAAGGUUCUGCCUCCAAAGGCUUUGGGUUGGCCGCUGGUUGGCUGCCAGGGCCGGUGGGCUGCGAUCUGACCGCCCCCUGCAGGAGGAUGCAUGCAAGAGCAGCCGUGACGCAGCCCUGGUUUACCAUCGCCUUCAUCAGCUACACAUGACAGGUAAACUGACUGGGAACCACCUGUCAGCGGUGCACAUGGCUUUAAGUGGUGUGAACUUGGCUGAGUGUGCUGGAUCGUGUCUGCCUGUAGCCUCUCUGGCUGAAGUUUACGUUUCUGCAGCUCUUCGAGUUAAAGCCAGCUUGCCAAGGGUCUUGCAUUUCACCUCUCGAGUGUUCCUGAGCAGUGCCCGGCAGGCGUGCCUGUCCUCCAGCGGCAGCGUUCCUCCAGCCAUGCAGUGGCUUUGUCAUCCACUUGGCCACCGCUUCUUUGUGGACGGGGACUGGGCUAUUCGCAGCACACCGAAAGAGAGCAUCUACAGCCAGGCUGGCAACACGGUGGAUCCCCUGGCCCAGGUGACUCAGGCGUUCAGAGAACACCUCCUGGAAAAGGCUCUGUACUGUGUCGCGCAGCCCCAGGGGGAGAAGAGUCCCAGCCAGGGCAAGGGGGAAUACGCCGACGCCUUGGAGUACCUCCAGCUGCUGAUCAGCGCUUCGGAUGCAGCUGGUGCCACUUCCCAGUCCUUCGCGAUUGGAUCCAACAUGGCUACAGUGACUGGUUGUGACCCUCACUCCAAGUGGUGGUCCUCUGUUGCCGUUGUCAUCAUCAACUGGCUCCAAGGCGAUGAUGCUGCUGCGGAGAGGCUCUAUCCAACAGUUGAGCACCUGCCUCGAAGUCUGCAGAAUUCAGAGAGUCUUCUUCCCAAAGCUUGUCUGAACACAUUCAGGGCAGUCAGGACUCUUCUCUCAAAGCCAGAAAACUGCCAGCUGAAUCUGAGCUACGUUGACAAGGCCAGCACCCUCCUCCGAGACAGUCUCAACCUUGGACCACACUGCCAUAACUCCAGUUUAGACAAGGUUGUGGAAUUGUUGGUUUGUGAUCUACUUUUGGUUAUGCGGACCAAUAUCUGGCAUGUGCAGCAACAAGGGACGAGUCCUGCUGGGCCGGGGACGGUGGGUCCUAGCAGCCCUGCAGGUCUUCAUCAGGCCUCUCCACCAGAACUCCAGGGCUUUCAGCAAGACCUGAGCUCCCUACGAAAGCUGGCACACACCUUCAAACCUGCAAUGAGAAGAUUGUUCCUCCAUGAAGCUACAGCCAGGCUGAUGGCGGGGGCCAGUCCAACCAGAACCCAUCAGCUUCUGGAUCGCUCACUGCGACGCAGAGCAACACCUGGAGCUAAGACAGAGGAGUGUGAGACACGACCUGGCCAGCGGGAGCAGGCAGAGGCUGUGAUGCUGGCGUGCCGCUACCUUCCUCCCUCCUUCCUUUCGGCUCCGGGCCAAAGGAUGGGCAUGCUGGCCGACGCAGCCCGCACGCUGGAGAAACUGGGAGACAAGAGAACCCUCCACGACUGCCAGCAAAUGAUCAUAAAACUGGGCAGCGGCACCACCGUCACCAACAGCUAGACCGAUGAGAAGGGGGGGAGGGGCUGAAAGACUUCAAUGGACGCUGUAUAUAAAAACAUCUCUGACAGUCAAAAUCUCAUGCGAAGAGACGGUAAACAAAUGUUUCCACAGUCACAGAACCAUAUAGAGUAAUUCGGGCAUAUAACUGUACAUAUUCACAUCCAGUUGGAUCUUUUUAAUGGAUCAUCCCUCUUACAACCCAAAAUCCAAAUCAGAAAGCACUUGUAAGGUCCACAUUUUGAACAAAAAAUUGAAAGGUUUUUUCUCUUGUUUUGCUCUUGCCAAUCCGGACCCCUUUUCUGAAAACAAUUGCAGUGUCACACUUUGACCACAGAGAGGUGCUGCCCACAUCCGUGAGGUGGAUGUUUAGCCAUGAAGUGCGAGUGAGAAGAGCAUAAAAGAGAGAUUUGCCCUGCAUUCUCUUAGGGUAGUCCCACCCCCACCCGGUCUGUCUAGCAGAAACGCACUUCCUUCAGGCAGGAGGGCUCGGUGCGUGGGAGUGACGGACCGCGCUGAUUGGCUGCAAGGUGAACAGCCUCUUUGUUUUUGAGAGAAAACGACCAGACUCUUUGGUCUGACCAUAGGUAGGUACAUUGGGAAGCCUCUCGACAUGCUGUUGGAAUAAUGUUUCUUUGGUGAUUUUAAUACACAAGGAGACCAUCUGCCCAAACCUGCGUUUCUAUCUGCACUAGGCCUGUAAGGCUGCUUUCACUGAGAUAAAGAAGAUGGCUUUAUGAAGUUAUUUUCAUAAAGGUUCUUAUACUUAUUUGUUUUGCUGUGUACAUAUUUUAAAAUGUAUUUAUAAUCUAUAAACACUUUGAUUACGCAGUAUUUUGCAUAAGCAGAGUGAUAAAUGCUUAUUUUCUCCCCUCAGUUCUGUUGAAUGUGGUAACCUUAGAGCAGUUUUGUUACUGUACCGCAGCAGAUGAGCAUCGAAACGGUAGCAUAUUAGGUCAUCAGUGAAGUCGGAGUCAGUUGACCUUCGGAGCUGUUGGACACGUAUACAGCAAUGAUAUGAAAGCACUUAGCAGUUCCUGAUUCUGGUAUUGCUCAAACCACGACACAAACCGCUGAAGAACGUUACAUUACUGAUCCCUUUUCUUCUUUUUUUUCUUUUUGAAUGGAUUGAACAUGUUUUUCCAAAGAGAGUCCAACAUGAGUUUAUUUUCAAUUUUUCUUUUAACUCCAUCAUCGCGAGCAACACUUGCUCUUUCAGUCAUUAUUGUGUCAUAUCUCUGGAGAACCACCUUCCCACACUUUUUUUUUUUUUUUAAAAAGGUGGACAAAAUAAAAUGAAAAGAAAAAGUUUGGCAUGUGUGUUUGUCCCCGGACCAGUAUGUUUUUAUAGUGUGAGACUAAUGUAAACCCAGGAAAAAGUUGGAAUUGAGACGAUCGUGAAGCAGCUGUGUCUGAAGAUGUUGGUCAUGUGUCCUGUCAUCCUCUGAUCGCUCCCUCGUUCUUUGGUUUCAUCCUUCUUUCAUGUAAAUAUUAAAUCAUUUUUUUAAAGAA
Molecule: messenger RNA, 5345 nt
Organism: Cololabis saira (Pacific saury)
Lineage: Eukaryota; Metazoa; Chordata; Actinopteri; Beloniformes; Belonidae
Gene: srebf1
Product: sterol regulatory element binding transcription factor 1
Exons: 19
Coding region: 234-3836 (1200 amino acids)
Biological process (GO): regulation of transcription by RNA polymerase II
Cellular component (GO): nucleus
Molecular function (GO): protein dimerization activity; DNA-binding transcription factor activity, RNA polymerase II-specific; RNA polymerase II cis-regulatory region sequence-specific DNA binding
Source: RefSeq, a predicted model, not a curated record